Molecule: messenger RNA, 5388 nt
Organism: Pangasianodon hypophthalmus (striped catfish)
Lineage: Eukaryota; Metazoa; Chordata; Actinopteri; Siluriformes; Pangasiidae
Gene: pdzd7a
Product: PDZ domain containing 7a
Exons: 15
Coding region: 1958-4780 (940 amino acids)
Biological process (GO): sensory perception of sound; auditory receptor cell stereocilium organization
Cellular component (GO): plasma membrane; cilium; stereocilium tip
Molecular function (GO): protein binding
Source: RefSeq, a predicted model, not a curated record
AGCUCUGCUUCAGAAGCCUGGAUGACCUUGUGAUUAUUACAUUCUCACCAUGUUUACCUGGAGGAAUAUGUUUUUUUUUUUUUUUAAUAAAUACUUAGAGUAUUAUUUUAUGUUUUCCCCAUGGUGCACAUAGCUCUAAAAUGACAGUCACAGCACAUGCAUUACAACCUUUAAAACUAUGUGCACGAUUUAUGGUCAUUUCGAAAUGAUUCAGCAUUACCUUACACAAGUCCCAUAACAUAAGGGUGAAUUUCCUAAGCCUAAUCUUGGGUUAAAAUUAUGUGUCAUUAACGACAAUAGAGAACAAGACUAACCUGAUAAUCUAAUUUCUUUUUUAGAGAAUUAGAGCUGCUGCUGAAGGUCAGACACACAGGGGCGCCUGUACCUGCGGUUCACGCUUGCAUUGACGCGGUAUGGCCAGUAGGUGGCAGUGUAACACCGCAGGAAAAGGCCUUUCCAUCACUACACUGUUCAGAAGUCAUACUGGACAGGCCAAAAUUCUUAUAGUGAAACUCCAGCUUAAAGAAAAAUCUGUCAAGUGUCUACAUCUAUGUAGACAUAAUACGUAUUAGGGUGUAUUGCUUAGACAUUAUGUAUGCCUGUGUAAUGCUCUAAUGCCAUGAGAAACGAUGGUCAUUGUGUAGAUGAGAAGAGCACAGAGUGGUGAGUGGAAGCUGGUUCAGGUAAUCCAAUCAGGCUGGCUGAGAGGAGGCUGGAUCACCACCAGCUUCACUCCGCCUCAGGUGAGCUCAUUCACCCAGCAUGCACACAGGUAAUACCGACUCUGCUCAUUUGCUUCUGUUUUUAUAUAGCCUCUAUAUUUAUAUUGGUUCUAGUUCAAAUAACCGGUGACAUUCCCAUAUAGGCUAUUUGUAAAUAUAAAAAUCCCAGCUAUAUACCCAUGUACGUGUUUCGCCUCAGGCUUCACUGGUGUGUCUGUGUGAAAUCUUGUUUUCAGUGAUGCCGGGACGAAUAAUAACCAAUAAUAAUUCGGGUCGAAUAAUAACUUUACUUGUUUUCUUUUGAUUGCAGAAGCUGCACUUGAGCUAAGCAUUUGAACUAAGCUAAACGUUAAACACUAUUUCAACCAGGCCAGCUCAACGCCACACGGCAGGACUAAGCGUUGUGGUGGUGUUUGAGCUAGUUUUUUGGGCCAAAGUGUCCGAAUUGUUUUGGAUUUAAAAUGGCGUCAGAGAGUUCCCGGCUUUUCGGCAGCUUGUUGCGCGAGCGCUGUCCGCGGUGCUGGAUAUAAACACCUCACAGGAUGGAUGCUGCUUACACAGCUCUUCACAUUACUGUCCAACUUAACUGCUUAGCCUUUAAGGGAAAUAUUGUAAUAAGUCCCAGUUCUGAGCAGUUAUGCCUUUGUUUAAGGAACAUCUUACUUAAACUGGGGAGAGUGUAGGCCGUGUAACUAUUCCCUUUCUGGAAUGUAUUACCUGCUCAUAUCACCUUACGUCCCUUGGGAAAUCAUCGACAUUGCAAGCUGCUCCUCGGAGAUCGCCCAUCCUUCGUCAUCUUUGUUUAUGAGUAGGUGAAGGUCAGGAAGAAGUGGAUAAGUGACUAUUGUCAUGCAUGUGAACUGUGAAGGGUUACUCCAGCCAUUGUUUAGCCAGAGGAAGCUCUCACUCUGGACAAAAAGACCAGGUGGAGCACUUACAGAGAGUAUCCUAACAUCCUCAAAAGUCUACUUGGAUCCACUGUUUUUUAUUGCUUUGCCCCUUCGACAUAUGCUGGAACCAUGCAGAAUAACACUCUUGGCAAAUAGUGCAGGACCCUUACGGUCUUGUUCUCUUGUGCCAUUGUGACAGUUUCCCUUAGCACAGUCCAUCUUGUGGAGUCUCCUUCCUGUGCCUGACACUGACAUACCAGACCUCCAGUAUAGUUGCUCCCUUUCCUUGUUGAACCCCAAUCCCUGAAUGAGGGUUCGAGGGGGGGUCCCGAUCCCCAUCUCGCCAUGGCUUAUUCGUCUGCUGAGUCUCGCAGAGAGAUGACGAAUGGGGCCCAUCCUAACACCCAUCCAGGAGGCCCGGGAACCUCCACGUUGCCACGAUACUUGCACAAGAAGCAACAGCGGCAGAAGGGAAUGAGAUCUUCCUCCCCAAUGGGUAGAGUCAUCCUCAUCAAUGCACCUGUGGAUGGUGGGGAUGAUAGUGAAGACAUCCACACAAUCACUGUGGACAAGAGUGAAGAUGGUAGGCUGGGCUUCAGCGUGCGUGGUGGCUCAGAGCAUGGCCUUGGCAUUUUUGUUAGCAAAGUGGAGGACAAUAGCUCUGCAGAAUUUGCAGGGUUGUCUGUUGGGGACAAGCUGGUGGAGGUGAAUGGGAUCAGCCUGGAAAGCAUCACCAUGAGCAGUGCUGUGAAGGUUUUAACAGGGAACAACCGCCUGCGCAUGGUGGUUAGGCGUGUAGGGAAGGUGCCUGGAAUCCGCUACUCCAAAGAGAAGACCACAUGGGUGGAUCUUAUCCACCGAAGGAUGGUAGUGGAAGAGAGUGGUCGCACCCCCUCCGAGGUCAGCUCAGAUGGAGCUUUGCGCCGGAUAGUGCACCUCUACACCACCUCAGAUGAUUACUGCCUGGGCUUUAACAUCCGUGGUGGCAAAGAGUUUGGCCUGGGCAUCUAUGUCUCAAAGCUGGACCCUGGUGGCUUGGCAGAGCAAAAUGGUAUUAAAAUGGGAGACCAGAUUCUGGCAGCAAAUGGAGUGAGUUUUGAAGAUAUUACACACAGCAAUGCCGUGGAAGUCCUGAAGAGCCACACCCAUGUCAUGCUCACCAUUAAGGAGGCUGGGAGGUAUCCUGCAUAUAAGGAGAUGGUAGCAGAGUACAGCUGGCUCAAUAAAUUGGCUAAUGGGGGCCAGCCAGCCUCCUCUCAGGGUUCAGACUCCUACUCGUCCACCUCCUCUCUGUCCUCUGGGACACCAGUCAGCUCCCUCAGCGGCCUCUCUCAGGUCAUGUUUCCCCCUCCAUUUGGCUCAGAAAUGGUGGAUGUGUGCAUCUCUACUGAGGAUGUCUCAUCACGCAGGCCCAGCUCUGAUCGCACUGAGACAGCCAUCCAGACCGACCCCCUGGAUCCUGACACAUCACCCCAACCCACCAGGGUCAUCUCCAUGGACACCAGCCGGCUGGUUGGUGAGACUGUUCUUUUGAAGGACACAGUGAUCAGGAGUGGCAGUUUUGAUAAGAGUCGUGAAGCACAAAAAAGGACAUUUUCUGCAGGAGACAAGGAAAUUCUGGACUCUCCAAAAACUGCAGUGCUAAUGGCUCUCAGUAAACCUCGCAAACCCAUCCGCCGAUCCCAGAGUCAUAUCACUGUCUCAGAGGACAAGCAGAAGAAGAAGAAACAGCAGCAGGCAGUGAAGGCUGAGGCCUCUGGAAGUACCCUGCAGCGCUCCAAAACUUUUGUCAGUCUGCUGUUCAAAAGUGGUCGAAGAAGAGACAGAUCUGCCUCUAGAGACAGGAAAGAUAUGGGGACAGGAGAGCGGCAUCGAGCACGUUCCAAAUCACCAGCGGCCAAAGAGCGCAGCCGGUCCAUCAUUAAUCUCCUGAGUUCUCCACGGGAGACGCGUGCUGGUGUGUGGGAGCCCGAAACGAUGCCCAGUCCCGAGACCAUGGCCAUGGUGGAGAGCAUGGCGUGCAAACUGCUGAGUGAGGAUGAGGUGGCUGCAGUAAUGAGACACUGCAACAGGUUUUUGGCAGAGCGGGUGGUGGAGGACUUGGUACGCCCCCUGCUGGCUAUCCUUGACAGACCUGAAAAGUUGCUGCUGCUGAGGGAGAUCAGAAUGAUCAUCCCCCCAACAGACCUGGGUCGGUUUGACAGCAUGGUAAUGCCUUUUGAACUGGAGGCCUAUGACAUUUUAAAGAGCCGCUCUGUGCGCUCCCCGGUUCUACGCUCUCCUCGGCAUGGUGGAACUCCACGCCGCCAUCUCAUAACACCCAUCCCAGACUACAGGGGAGGCUUCCAGCUGCAGGCUGUGCAGGAUUUGGAGCGAGAUCGACAGCUGAUGCAGGAGCUGGAGCGGCUCAGACUGGCCGGCCUCCCCACUGGCAAGCUCCCUCCUCCCCGAGCCUUCACACCUCUGUUGGACAUACCCGUGGACAGCUACAUUUCUGGCUCCAUACGGCAGCGCUCCUUAAGCCCACCUCGCCCCAAACAGCUGCUUGACGAGUCCCCUCACAGCACAGAGUGGCGUGGACGUUCUCCUAAAAAACAAGAACAUGAUUUGCCCCAAAUGGCAAGCCAUGGUAAUAGCACUCCAGAGCGGGGAAGAUCACCAUACAGGAACGGCCAUGGCAAAGCUACAAGGGCCAGAUCUGGCAAUGGAAGAGAGGUUAAGUACACAGUGAUGAGUGCACACAGGAGGAGCAGAACACCACUAACGCAGGUAUUUGGGCCAGACAUGCCGCAUAAUCCAAUGGAAAGGGAGCAGGCAAAUGGACAUGCUGGUUCCUCAGAGAACAGCCAAGACAGUCUGACAGUGCAAGACUAUGAGCUGACCACCGUAUUCAUCUCUAAGUGCAAACAGUCUCUCGGUAUAAGUAUCUCAGGGGGCAUUGAGUCCAAGGUUCAGCCAGUGGUGAAGAUUGAGAAGAUAUUUCCAGGAGGAGCUGCCUCCACCAGUGACGUGCUGAAGGCUGGAUUUGAGCUUGUGUCAAUUGAUGGAGAAUCACUCCAGGGAGUCACACACCAGCAUGCAGUGGAUGCCAUAAGGAAGGCUUUCAGCAACAAGGCCAAAGAACCCAUGGAGUUUGUUGUCAAAAUCCCGAAGAACCUGAAAGCCUAAAGCAAAAUCUCCUGUACUGUGCUGUACUAUAGAGACAGAUUGAGACCCAGAGCUCAGGUCAUACUGUACAGGCUCUGAAGAGAAAACAGAAAACCUGAAAGAACACAUCUUAUGAUAAGGGAAGCUACAUGGAAAAGCAAAGCUGCCACUGUACAAUGCGAAUCCAUUGCUGAACCAACAUGCCCAAAGGGUGAUGUCUGAAAGAGGGCUUUCAAAGAGAGUUAUUGUGGCUUUAUAAUCAUUGGGCUUUUGGACCAAAGUGUUUAUGUCUGGAGAGUCAAUGAAGAUUCAGUGACAUAGCAUUAUUAUCAAUGCUUGAACAUGUUUAUUUAAGAUCAUAUCUACUUCAUAUCUUUUCCAUUCCUCAGCAGUGAAGAAUUUGUGUGUAAAUUUAGCAUUAAUUCUGCUAGUGCAAGAAGUAUGUUGGUAUGGAUCAUUACAUUAUAACACUACAACACAUCCUCCAAAAACAGGGAGUACAAAGUUCUGGAGCAAAGAUUACACAAGAUUAUGAUAUGAUAUGAGAUUUAUACUGAAUUUAUAAUUUACUAUUUUAAUUUAGUUCUAUCAAUUUUAAUCUUGUUUGGUCCCUUGAGGUAUUGCUUUGA